Molecule: messenger RNA, 2199 nt
Organism: Lampris incognitus (smalleye Pacific opah)
Lineage: Eukaryota; Metazoa; Chordata; Actinopteri; Lampriformes; Lampridae
Product: calpain-5-like
Exons: 12
Coding region: 1-2199 (732 amino acids)
Biological process (GO): proteolysis
Cellular component (GO): cytoplasm
Molecular function (GO): calcium-dependent cysteine-type endopeptidase activity
Source: RefSeq, a predicted model, not a curated record
AUGCCAGACAGGGUGAGUGACUUCCAAGGUCAGAACUACCACAAGCUGAAGCGAGCCUGUUUACGUCGAGGGGCGCUCUUUAAGGACCCCUUAUUUCCCGCCAGUGCCCAGUCCCUCUUCUACAGACGGGAACCGCCACCCGGACUCACAUGGAGGAGACCCAGGGACUUGUGUAAGAAUCCUCGCCUGUUUGUGGACGGCAUCAGCACGCGGGACUUGCACCAGGGGAGUCUGGGUAACUGCUGGAUGGUGGCGGCUACUUCCUGCCUCGCAUCCGAGCCAUCGCUGUGGAAGCAGGUGAUUCCUGAUCACACGGAGCAGGAGUGGAAGCCGAAGCGUCUGGAUUUAUACGCAGGAAUCUUCCAUUUCCGCUUCUGGCGUCUGGGCCGCUGGACAGACGUGGUGGUGGACGACCGCCUGCCGGUCAGCGAGGACGGCGUGCUGUUGUUCUGCCGCUCGGCCACGCCUCGCGAGUUCUGGAGCGCCCUGCUGGAGAAGGCCUACGCUAAGCUGAACGGCUGCUAUGAAGCCCUGGAGGGAGGCAACACAGCGGAGGCCUUGAUCGACUUCACUGGCGGGGUGUCAGAGAAUAUCAGCCUGAACCCCGAGGCCCUCAGCCAGCAGAGCAACCAGAGGAGGGCCCUUUUCCAGACACUCGCCAGGGCCCAUGAACGCAAAGCCCUCAUCACCUGCUCCAUACGGCCUAUGGCCGGGGAGACGGUGGAGUCGGUCUUGGAUUGUGGCCUGGUGAGGGGUCAUGCGUACGGCAUCACGGCUGUCAGGAAGCUGAGGCUUGGAGAAAACCCCCCGAUUAUGAAUGGGAUGUCCCGACUCCUCAUGGUGCGGAUGAGGAACCCCUGGGGCACCACCGACUGGACCGGGCCUUGGAGUCAGGGGUCCCUGCAGUGGCAGCAGCUGAGCCGUGCAGAGAGGGAGAAAAUGGGCCUCAUGGUCCGAGACGUUGGAGAGUUCUGGAUGGAGUUUGACGAUUUCUGCCGCUACUUCACGGACGUGGUGGUGUGCCGGCUGGCGGAGACGGCCCUGCGGUGGCCCGGAUCUUCCUGGAGGGAGGCGCGCUGCUUCGGGGAGUGGGCCCCCGCUCCUGCCAACCCCAAAGACUCCCCCUCCGCCGUCCUCCACGCCAGCCUCAUGCCCAGCGGCAGGAGGAGCGCCACCAAGCCCAGAGCCAACCAGCAGAGAGGGGACCGGAAGGAGGCACGUCUCGGGGAGAAGCGGCGAGGAGGAGAUGCAGGAGGCGGUGGGAGGAGGAGGAGGAGAAACAAGGCUGUUGCAUCCAAAGACGGCCCCACGAGAGGACCAGAGGAGGAGAAUGGAAAGGAGGACAGGAAGGUGGAAGGAGGAUGGGAGGCGCAGAGGGAUAAGAGGAGUCGAUGUGGAGGGUGCAUUAACCACAGGGACACUUUCCUACAUAACCCACAGUUCAUGUUUGAGGUGGCUGGGAAGGAGGAGGAGGAGGUGCUCAUUUGUCUGCAGCAGGAGGACCGCAGGAUAAAGAGGAAAGACGGAGGAGGAGAGAACCUGCCCAUCGGCUUUGAGGUGCUGAAGGUGGAGGUGAACCGCUGCAGCCGCGUGCAGUGUGUGGUGGAGCAGGCGGCCAGUUCGGUCUACAUGGACUCCCGCAGCGUGACCCUGAGGUGGACCCUGGCCCCGGGCCGCUACACCGUACUGCCCACCACCUUCCUGCCGGGGGUCGCCGGACGCUUCCUCUUACGCCUCUUCUCCCAUUCCCACAUCCAGCUCAGGGAGUUGAGCGAGGACUUGCCGUCUCCUUCGGUGUUGCAGCAGUGUUGUCUUCCUCAGCCCAGUGUGGUGACUACUGUCCACCUCUGCAGGGCAUCAGGACUCAGCCCUCCCAAACACACAGCCCCUGACGUGUACGCCGUGGUGCGUUGUGAGGGCACCGCCGUAAGGACGCGGGUGUUUCAGCAGAACGGGAACCCCGAGUUCAACCUCCGAGCCGUCUUCUACAGGAGAUACCCCAACACGCACGUCUCUAUCGAGAUAUGGAGCAGAGGCCUGCUAUGGGAUUCUCUUCUGGGCGUGGCUCGGCUCCAUACAGCGGACUCUGAAAGGGGGCGGAGCCAUGUGGUGGAACUACGGGUCGGCCAAUCGCGUUCAGGAUCACGAGGUUCCGUCUACGUAGAGACCUCCUCCAGCACACGCUUGACAGAUUUAUGA